AUGGACUUGCAUAAAUUUUAGCAUUAUAUUUUGGAACUUGAUUUCAAUAAAAUACUAGAAUCAUCAAAGCUUAAUCAACUGGAAGUGCCAUAAGAUGAAUAAAUCGAGUCUGAUUAUUUGUGUAAAAUACCUAUAUCAUUUGGCGAUGAAAAUGAAUAUUAAAAGAUUUGGAAACCCCUUUUCUAUGAAGAAGUAAAAGCCAAUAUCGUUAAAUCAUUCCAAACAGAAGUAUAUGAUAAUCAUGAUUUUUUAGACAUACCCUGAUGUAGAAUAUAAGUUUGAUAAGCAUAAAAAAGAUGAGUUCACAAAAUUAGAUUUCCAACUCAUUGGAUAAAAAGAUCAAUUAAAUUUUAGAGAUCUCGUCUUAAUAUCAUGCAGCCCUUAUAAAUAGGGUGAUCAAUGUUUAUUGGGACUUAUAGAAAAUAAUUAAGAUAUUAUUAGGGUAAAUGUUUAGAAUAAUUUUGAACCAAUUAGAGCCCUAUUUGAAUAAAACAUGAUAAUAAAUUAACAAAACCCUGCCCAAAAGUCUCUGAAAAACUUUUUUAUAAGAAAGGUGACAGGUUUAUCAACAUUAGAAAGGGAAUUUAGAGCACUUCAUAAAUUUGGGGAAUUGAUGCUUAAAUCAAUACUUUUGUCAUUAGAAGCUUAACCAAAAGUCAACUCUUAUUUCACAAUCCCAUAUAAACUUGACUAAAAAUUGCACUCUAUUUAUAAUUCGAGUUAAUAUGAGGCAAUAUAGUAAACAUUAAAAACUCAUGGAAUCACUUUAAUCUAAGGACCUCCAGGGACAGGUAAGACUAAAACUGUUCUUGGCACUCUCAGUGUGUUAUUGCAAUCUAAAUAAGAAAGACCCGAGUUAAAUUUAGUAUAAAAAACAAGCUUGGAAAUAGAAUAGGAAUUUAAUCAAGAAUAUCCACAGCCUUGGAAAUCUGCAAAUUUUGAUGAUUGGAGAGAUCAUAUCUUUGAUGAUGUGGAAUAGGAUAUUUCAAAUUAUUUUACUAAUAGACUUUCAGAUUUCUAGAAAGAAAAACCAACACCAAUCUACAAAAGUGAUUAUUCUUAAGCUAAAAUUCCUAAUAAGAUUUUGGUAUGCGGUCCUUCCAAUGCCUCUGUAGAUGAAAUAAUUAGGAAAGUACUUGAAGAAGGACUUUUGGAUGAGACUGGUCAGAGAGCUGAUGUACCUAUAGUAAGAAUAGGUGAAAAUUUUGACCCGACCUUAUCGAGGGUUUCAUUAGAAUGUUUGGUAUAAUAAAGAGUGUAUGAAUAAUAAAAUUAAGAUACUGAUAAAGUGAAAAAAGAAAUUCUAAAUUAAGCUAAAGUAAUAUUUGGAACUCUGUCAUCAAGUGGUUCUAAUGUGCUUGCAUUGUCUGAACUGAAAUUUGACACAGUCAUCAUUGAUGAAGCAGCUUAAGCAGUAGAAAUCUCAACUUUGAUCCCUUUGCAAUAUGGAUGCAGAAGAUUAAUUUUAAUAGGUGAUCCUAAUUAAUUACCUGCCACUAUAUUUAGUUCCAUUUGUGGAAAAUACAAAUACGAUUAAAGUUUAUUUGAAAGACUAUAAAAACAAGGAGCAAGUGUUCAUUUACUAAAAGUAUGUUUUAAUCUUUAUAAUAGACUUAAUAUCGUAUGCAUGCUAAAAUCUCUAAAUUCAUUUCAACAACAUUUUACGGCAGUGAAUUAAAUGAUUAUGAACAUUUGGAAAGAUUGAUAGGAACACCAAAAUUCUAUGAUUAUUAUACAUAUAGUCCUGUUGUCGUAUUACAUGUUAAAGGUUAUGAGAGUUUUACUAGAAAUUCCUAUUGCAAUGAGAUGGAAGCUAAAGUAGUCACAGAGCUCUAUAAAGAUAUGAAAAAUAAAUUCCCUACUUUUAAUAUGAAUAAUUUAGGUAUUGUAAGUCCAUACAGUCAGUAAGUAUGGUUGAUUUCAAAAUAACUAAAAAAAAUGAAUGAAGAAAACGUUGAAGUCAAAACAGUUGAUGGUUUCUAAGGAAGAGAAAAAGAUGUUAUCAUAUUUUCAAGUGUUAGAUCAAAGUUUAUUAGUGAAAAUCAAAAAAACCCAAAAAAGGGAGUGGGAUUUCUAAGUGAUGCGAGAAGAAUGAAUGUGAGUUUAUCGAGAUGCAGAUAAACCUUAAUAGUUGUAUGUGAUAUCUAUAAAAUAUCAUGCAAUGAAAGAUGGAGAAGUCUAAUCAACUAUAGCAUUUAAUUAGGCUCAUGCUACAGAGUAGGAACAGAGGAUAUAUCUGAAUGGUUUUAGUCAUUCGACUAAGAUCCUCUUAAAUAUUCUAUCGUUAACGAAAUCACUUUUAAGAAAAAGGAAAAGCCUGAAUAGGUGAAAAAAUGA
Molecule: messenger RNA, 2337 nt
Organism: Paramecium octaurelia
Lineage: Eukaryota; Ciliophora; Oligohymenophorea; Peniculida; Parameciidae
Source: the annotation of a GenBank genome assembly